GGCGGUGACGCGACUGUGUGGGCGGGGCGAGGAGGAGGCUGAGGAAAAAAGAGAGACCAUAGACUUCCAACUCGGCCUAGAGCGUCCUUUAAAGUGGUGGGGAGAGGCGGGCAGGGACCACCCCCAACUGGCCGCUGGCGGUAUCAUGGCAUCCCGGAACCCCCCUCCCCAAGACUAUGAAAGCGAUGACGAAUCAUACGAAGUGUUGGAUUUAACUGAAUAUGCAAGAAGACACCACUGGUGGAAUCGAGUAUUUGGCCACAGUUCCGGACCUAUGGUAGAAAAAUACUCAGUAGCUACUCAGAUUGUAAUGGGUGGCGUGACUGGCUGGUGUGCAGGAUUUUUAUUCCAGAAGGUUGGAAAACUUGCUGCAACUGCAGUAGGUGGUGGUUUCCUUCUUCUUCAGGUUGCCAGUCACAGUGGCUAUGUACAGAUCGACUGGAAGAGAGUUGAAAAAGAUGUAAACAAAGCAAAGAGACAGAUAAAGAAGCGAGCAAAUAAAGCAGCACCUGAAAUCAACAAUAUAAUUGAAGAAGCAACAGACUUUAUCAAGCAGAACAUUGUGAUAUCCAGCGGCUUCGUGGGAGGCUUUUUGCUAGGCCUGGCAUCUUAAGGACUUGAAGGCUCUAUGGUAGUGGAUCCAACAAUGAGAGGAAGACUGUGGCAGCAGGGUUAUCUCUUAAUGGCACAUGCUACCAGUCUCCAAAGUAAGGAACAGCCGGCUGGACGAUUGCAAAUGAAGCAGCUUAGCAUUUUGCCGCCUGAAGCUUACCAAGCUAGUAUCUCCUGUAAGACAACCUAUGUGCUGUGUACACAAUAGUAUUCUUGAGCAACCAUGGAUUUUGCAAAUUUUUAAAUUUAACAUUUGUUUAGAAACUAGCCUAUGAUUAUCAUCACUGGAUAUAGUGGAGACAGAAAAAGCUGUUACAUGUACUGUCCAAUGAAAUAUUACCCUAUCUACUUUUCAAAGUUUUUUGUGCUUUACUGUCUAGUGCUAAUAAUUAAAUAUUGUCUUAUAGCUUCAAUGUUAUGGCUGAUUUUUUUUAAAGAUGUGUUUGCAAUAAACUGAAGAAUUGUUUUACCCCUUUGUGGAAGGCAACAAUAGAAUUAUUAAGAUAUUAAACUCUUCUGAUAUGUCAAUCUUUAGUUAGGUUUUUCCCCCUUCUCUUUCUUACUUUGCUUAUGUGUAAUAUUUACAUUAAAGGAGGAUUUUGUAAUGAAAUACUACGCGACUAAAACACUUUCCCUUUCUCUAAUGUCUGCAGUUUUUGAAACGUCUCCUUGUACGUUCUAAUUUUUCAAGUUUGUUUGCUUUAACAGAACUAAUUUGGGAGUAUGUCAUUAGUUGGUCAUUGAUAUGCUUUAUUAAUUUCAAAUGCAUCUCAUUUUUUAUUUCUAAAAAUCCUAAUUAUUUUUUUGUCUCUUCACCAAAAGGUACAGAUUGCUUUAAAAUACUUAAUAGUAUAAUAUGAACUUAUUGUCUGAAGAACUGUGAUUUUCUGUGUAGUCCUAAAAUUAUAGCUUAAAUAUAAUUGCUUCCUUGAUUAUAUGAUGUAAGCACUAGGGCUCUCAGGCAUUGCUAGCGUUCCAUUUCUUGAACAUUAGGCCAGUUUACUUGUUUCUCUGGGCCAGCCUCACACUUGUUCCGAGCAUCUCUUGUCCAAGAACAGCUUUCAAUAUUGUUAUUCUUGUUCAUAGAAUUCUUGGCUGUCCCUGGGGAAAACAGCAGAACAGUAUAGGUUAGAGUCUUCAGACUGGAAAUAUUGCAGCUAUUCAGACUAUCUUCCUGUGAUAGGACACUCCCAUUGUAUACUCUGUGUCUUGUAAAUGUGUCAUUUCAUAUUUUUGAUAUUGGUUACAAGCUGUGUGCUUGUACUGUCUUGAAAUUCUUUAAAUUCAAAUGUACAAUUGAAUUUUAGUUUCUUUUAUUCUCAUUAGUGCCUCAUAUAGAAUGCUAAAUAAAACUCAGUUCCUUAAUAUGAAGUGAUUGUGCUUAUAUAUCCUUGUUAUUCUUUUUUGAGCUUUUCUCCAUUUUCUCUGGCUAAACCUUUCAUUGUUAUAAAACUAAAAGGAACAUAUAUCUUGAUUGUGUUCAGGUCAUGUCAGUAGAACCAUGAGAACCUGGCCCUGCUUCUGAGUACCAUACCUGGGUGUUACUGUGCAGCAAGGCAGGCUACUUCAAGGAACUCCAGUCUUUUUAUUUUGAAGAUGGUUAUAGUGUCUGUUCUUUGGGGGAUAUGUUAGAAGAGCAGGGAAAACACAAUAUAUCAGCUCUCAAGCUUUCAAUUAGAGGCAUUACAAUAUUCCAGUACUGAAGAAUUCAUAUUGUAAUAUGGGAGCUAUUCAAAUACGGUGUUGAGUGGAGAGAAUUUCCUUUAAGAGUCCAAAUAUACAAACGAAAACAAGAGUUGGAAAUGGUGAUAUCCUGCAAUAAUUCCAGCAUACAGAAAGCUGGUGCAGGAGGAUCAGAGUGGCUGGAGGCUAUAAUGGGUAUGUAGUAAGCUCCUGUCUCACACAACAAAGGCUGAGUGUGAUGGUGUUCACCUUUAAUCCCAAGCACCUGGGAGGCAGAGGCAGGCAGGCCUCUGAAUUCACAGCCAACUUGGUCUACAUAUUGAAUUCUGGGCUAGCUAGGUAUACGUAAUAGACCCUAUCUCUAAAACCCAAACCUAACAAAACAACAGCAGCAACAACAACAACAAAAAGCAGGUAACAAAAGAUAACACUUUUAUUGUACACUUCUAAGUCUCUUGAAAUUUUGAAAUGUUUUGUAUGUAAAUGUAAGUUGUUUCCAGUACUCUGUCAUACCUUCCCCUCUCUCAGUCUUCUUGUUUCCCCUCCUGGCUAUGUUGUUUCUUCCUCUAGGUUGAGCAUUACCUGAAACGAUGUGUUACUCAAUCUCUUAACUUGUAUGACAUACGCACUGACUAAAUGUCCCUUAUCUGAA
Messenger RNA from Mus musculus (house mouse), 2947 nucleotides. It is a transcript of the gene Fundc1, whose product is annotated as FUN14 domain containing 1. Bases 146 to 613 code for a protein of 155 amino acids. Lineage: Eukaryota; Metazoa; Chordata; Mammalia; Rodentia; Muridae. Gene Ontology annotation, biological process: mitophagy; autophagy of mitochondrion; mitochondrial fusion. The record is from RefSeq and is marked validated. The transcript is spliced from 5 exons. Gene Ontology annotation, cellular component: mitochondrial outer membrane.